Engraulis encrasicolus (European anchovy) is the source of this 874-nucleotide messenger RNA. RefSeq lists its product as uncharacterized. The record is from RefSeq and is a predicted model, not a curated record. NCBI's taxonomy places the organism in Eukaryota, Metazoa, Chordata, Actinopteri, Clupeiformes, Engraulidae. The transcript is spliced from 3 exons. The coding region runs from base 1 to 873 and encodes 290 amino acids.
AUGGCUCAAAAAAUUGGAAGUGGCUACUCGUCACUGGUGAACCAGCUAAAAACGCGAGUCGAACACCUCAACCGGGACAGCAUGAAGUCUCCCCGCAGGGCUGGAAAACAACCAACAACUUCGACCUCAAGCUCUACAACAAAAAGACCUUCAGACCAGUAUGGAUGCGUACAGUGGCAGCCUGCAUGUCCUACUGGACAGUCUGAAGAAAGCCUGAGGGAGAAGCAAAAAGAAUUGCUGGAGCUACAUUCAAGAGAGGGUCCCAUGGGAGCUGAAAGAGGAGUCGUACAACAGCUGAUGAAAGAGACGUACUACCUCCAGCGGCAGGCAAUUAAUGCUCACCCACCACCAACAAUUGCUCAGCUCAAGGGGGAUUGGCCGUACCUCUUUGUACAAAAGCAACUGUACCUUCACUUCAAUGAAUUGACCGACAUACCAAUCCUGGAAAAAUUGGAGGCAGCAAUACAAGAAAAAGGGAAAAUGAUCCUUCAGUUUUUCCGUCAGAAGCCAUCCAAUUCAGAUGUGAGACAGGUUCUGUCAAGAUUUGAUGGCAGUGGAUCGACUGGGCUGGCGCCAUGUGUUGUCCUGUGCUUGCUGGCACACUUCAAGGAGGAAAGAGAGGCACUGCUGCUGCAAGUCGAGGGAGCUUCUGCACCUGCUGAUGUGGAGAGAUUGGCCUUACCAGACACACCCAGAUUGAUUACUCAGGGAGAGGCAAUGGACACAUGGAUGCUGAGUGUGGAGAGGCAGGUGCUUAUACCCCCUCGGCCAAACUUCACUGCAGGCCUUGCAGCGUUAUUUGCUUCUUUCUACAACUUCAACCUGGAAUACCAGGAAAAGGCAGCGUGCACCUUGGAGUUCAUUCAGAGGUAAA